UUCAUCUCCUCCAUAAUUCAUGGUUUAACAAUAUAGUACAAAAACAAAAGAGAAUCGUUGAAUUCAUAGUAAACACUUCAAUUAUGAGUGAUUUAAAAACAAAAGAAGCAGAUAGAGCAUGUCAAAUUGUUAAGAGGAUAUGGUAGAAUCUCCCCUUCAUGGGGAGUUAGAUUUUAAAGGCACAUGGAAAAGUAAGUAGGGUCCUAAACUCAAUCAAAACACCAUUUGGGCCCAUGUGAAAAAGCCCGGAUCAAAGCAGAACCUGGCCUCACUCACGGACCCACACCAGCAAAGAACCCAACCCAGUGAGACAGUGACAUUUCUGGAACUUAAAAAUUGGAAAGCAGUUGAAAAUAUUGUCACUUCAAAUUCGUGAACUUAAGGACAUGAUUUGUAUUUUGGUUCUCCAAUUCGCAAAAUGAUUGUUGUAGUCUCGAAAUUCCACUUUUAUUAGCAGUGUUGAUCGAGAUUUGUUGAAUUUUAUGUCAUGUUUUAGAGGUAAAAAAGGAUCAACACUGAUAAUGAAAGUGGAGUUCAAAACAAACUAUUUUACAAAAUUAAGGAUCAAAAUACAAAUCGAAUCUAAGUUCAAGACUACUACAAGUGAAAAGCCACAUGAUAUAAUAGAAAAAGUAUGCAGAUGCCUAUCCCCCGUCAUAAUAAGCGCCACCAUGGGGACACUUAAAAAAGGGAGAACUGUUGUGCUCCCGCGAAAAAGUGGUUUUCAAGCCUUUGUUUAUUCCUCUGUGGAACUGGAAAGGUAAGUCUGCAACUCACUCAGUCCACACCAAUCUCUCUCUUCUUUUUGUGAGCUUAAUUUUCACAUUCAGCUGAGCUCUGGGAGAUUCUUCAGUCAAAAGCAACUAAUUUAGCAAGAAUGGUGAAGGAAACUGAGUUCUAUGAUGUCCUCAGCGUCAGUCCCUCAGCUUCUGAGGAAGAAAUUCGCAAGGCUUAUUAUAUUAAGGCAAGGCAAGUUCAUCCGGACAAAAAUCCAAAUGAUCCUCAGGCUGCUGAAAGAUUUCAGGUACUAGGUGAAGCUUAUCAAGUUUUGAGUGAUCCAGUGCAAAGAGAUGCAUAUGAUCGAAAUGGAAAGUAUUGCAUAUCUAGGGAAACCAUGCUUGACCCCACAGCUGUCUUUGCUUUUCUUUUCGGAAGUGAAUUAUUUGAGGACUACAUAGGACAUCUAGCUGUAGCAUCAAUGGCCUCUUCUCAAUUAGCUGGUGAAGGUGACAGCCCUGAAAAAGUGCAUGAUAAAUUGAAGGCUGUCCAGAAAGAAAGAGAAGAAAAGCUAGCAAAAUCACUCAAGGAUUUUCUUAAACAAUAUGUUCAAGGUGACAAAGAGGGAUUCUUACAGCAUGCUGAAUCUGAAGCUGGACGACUUUCUGAUGCAGCCUUUGGAAUUGAAAUGCUACACACUAUUGGCUAUGUAUAUUCGAGACAAGCAGCACAAGAGCUUGGAAAGAAAACCAUAUUCCUGGGAGUACCAUUUUUGGCUGAGUGGGUACGGAAUAAGGGACAUUUCUGGAAGUCACAGAUGACUGCUGCAAAAGGUGCUUUUCAGUUGCUCCAACUUCAAGAAGAAAUCCGUCGGCAAUUUAAAAUGGAUGGAAGCGGCCCUGAAAAUGAUGUUGAAUCACAUAUACGCUUAAACAAAGACACACUUUUGAACUCAUUGUGGAAAUUGAAUGUGGUGGACAUUGAAGUAACUCUCAUGCAUGUUUGUCAAAUGGUUCUACGGGAAAAUAACGUUAGAAAAGAUGAACUUAAAGCUCGUGCUCUGGCGCUCAAACACCUUGGAAGGAUAUUUCAGGAGGAAAAGCAGACACGAAAUGGUGGAACUUCAAGAAGGAAAAGUUCGGCUGACACAGACGACGACGGGAGCAGUUCCGAUAGCAGUUCUGAAGAGGAUUCGCCACGACCACUUUCAUAUAGAACUCCUUUUCUCACUCAGGGUAUUGGCAGGCUCUUCAGGUGCCUUUGCAAUCCAGCAUUUGAUGUUGAUGACGAAGAGAUUGUUUACAAAAGCAAAUGAUAUGCAAUGCAUGAGAUUAUAUGUAAAAGAAGGAAAAGUUGACAAGCGUACGUGAGAUGGCAAAGCAUAUAUAUAAGUUAUAACAGAGGGUGAAAGCUGUCGUGGUAAAUCGAGGAUUUUGUUAUAUUCAUGCUAGAGAAUGGCGCAAGCCAGUGUCGUGUGUCAAAAUGUAUUUAUUCAUUGCCCUCAUUAUUGUGGAACAGUUCCAUUUUCAAAUAUGUUCAAUUUUUACAGUGAUAUAUAUAUAUGUAAUCGCAACAACAAAGCUUUCUCUUCAGUUUCAGACUCUCUUUAGAGUCUUCCGCGUGGACGAGGGCGAAUAUAUCUUGUAAACAGAUGUGAGAAAUAUAAGCAUGAUUAUCACUUGGUCA
Prunus dulcis (almond) is the source of this 2403-nucleotide messenger RNA. Its product is annotated as chaperone protein dnaJ 10. Bases 878 to 2032 code for a protein of 384 amino acids. Lineage: Eukaryota; Viridiplantae; Streptophyta; Magnoliopsida; Rosales; Rosaceae. The transcript has 10 exons. The record is from RefSeq and is a predicted model, not a curated record.